This is a messenger RNA of Penaeus monodon (black tiger shrimp), 810 nucleotides long. It is a transcript of the gene Rbm13, whose product is annotated as protein MAK16 homolog. Gene Ontology annotation, cellular component: preribosome, large subunit precursor; nucleolus. NCBI's taxonomy places the organism in Eukaryota, Metazoa, Arthropoda, Malacostraca, Decapoda, Penaeidae. The record is from RefSeq and is a predicted model, not a curated record. Gene Ontology annotation, biological process: maturation of 5.8S rRNA; maturation of LSU-rRNA.
CCCCACUCAAGUCAAUCGUAAACACGUUGAGACCAACACGUGCGACACGCAGCUGAUAUUUUCCAUAUUUUGUAUUUAACGCUGUAAUUACACAGAAUUUACCACAAUGCAACAGAGUGACGAUGUGGUGUGGACCAUCAUUAACAAAUCAUUUUGUUCCUUUAAAAUUUCAACUAUAUCACAAAAAUUUUGCCGAAAUGAAUUCAACUUGACUGGGCUGUGCAGUAGAAGUUCCUGCCCACUUGCCAACAGCCAGUAUGCUACAGUAAGAGAAGAAAAGGGUAUCAUAUAUUUGUAUAUGAGAACAGCAGAAAGAUGUCCAUUCCCAGCAAAACAAUGGGAGAAGGUCAAACUUUCCCGCAACUUUGUCAAAGCUCUGCAACAAAUAGACGAAAAUCUGGUGUUCUGGAAGAAGUAUUUCCGUCAAAAAUGCAGACAGAGGCUUCUGAAAAUCACACAGUAUCUGACUCGUAUGAGAAAGCUGAAAUUAGGAAGAAAGAAAAAAUUAGUACCAUUGAGGCGGAAACAGGAGGUGCGAUUGAAGAGACGUGAAGAGAAGGCUCUUGUUGCAGCGAGGAUUGACAAUGUUAUUGAGAAACAGCUUCUGCAGAGACUCAAGGAGGGAACGUAUGAACGUAUUUACAACUUCCCACAAGAAGCCUUUGACGUGAGAGUUGACGGGGAAGAAGUAGAAAGCGAUGUUGAUGAGGUGGAAUAUGAUGAGGAUAAGGAAGAAGAGGUGGAGACUGAUGAAGAUGUGGAAGGACAGUUGGAGAAGGAAGUUGUAAAUGAUGACGACGACGAUGAUGA